CUGGUCUACUCUUCCAGAGAAAGCGAGAGAGAGAGAGAGAGAGAGAGAGAGAGAGAAAGCAUGUCUUCGUGUCAGAUACUGAGCUUGCAGCAGCCAUGGGUUCUAUCUCCGAAAGUUACUGGUGGAGUUUGUAGACUCAACAACUUUUCUUCUUCAAAGAGAGAAAGGGAUUCAAUACCAUGCCAAUUUCGGUGGCUUGGAAGUUCAACUUUACAAAUACGUAAUUUUGUAGUACAGAAUAAAGGAAAAUGGAAGUUCAGUUCUCAGUGUAGAAGGGACAGAUUGUAUAUAAAUGUUAUUCAUAGUUUCACUGACAAAUUCUGUAAGGUGGAGCAUAACAGUAGCUCUAAGGUUCAUGCAGUUAAACUAGUGGUGGGAAUGGUGUCCUCUUAUUUCCUUCUUAGGGUUGUGAAGUUAAAUUUUGUCAUUGCUUUCCUAAAGAUGGUCCAUGAGAAACUUCUCUACUUUGGGGCUGCAAGCUCACCUUUUGCUUGUAUGUCAAAUUCAAUGAAUAAACCGACGCCUCUUAAUUUGGACGUGUUUUUGCCUUCAUUUCAAGACAUUAAGUGGAGCUUUUCACGGGUGCUAUAUCUAUUUAAUGUACAACUUGAGAAAAAUGUGGCCACGUUCUUUGUAGUGCUCCUUGUAGCAUGCUUCUCCUUUGUCGUCAUUGGCGGCCUUUUAUUCUUUAAGUUCAGAGGUAGUGCACAUUCUUUGGAGGACUGCUUAUGGGAGGCUUGGGCAUGUCUAAUUUCAUCCUCUACUCAUUUAAAGCAAAAAACACGCGUUGAACGUGUUAUUGGCUUUAUUCUUGCUAUAUGGGGCAUAUUGUUUUACUCUCGUCUACUUAGCACAAUGACUGAAGAGUUCAGGAAUAAUAUGUACAAGCUCAGAGAAGGGGCACAAAUACAAGUUAUGGAGUCUGAUCAUAUCAUAGUUUGUGGAGUCAACAGUCACUUGACUUUCAUACUGAAGCAAUUAAACAAAUAUCAUGAAUUCGCUGUCCGCUUAGGUUCUGCUACAGCUAGGAAGCAGAGAAUUCUUCUUAUGUCAGAUCUUCCAAGAAAGCAGAUUGACAAGCUAGCUGAAAAUAUUGCUAAAGAUCUGCACCAUAUUGAUGUCCUUUCAAAGAGUUGCAGCCUUACCAUGACAAAAUCAUUUGAGAGAGCUGCUGCCAAUAAGGCACGUGCCAUAAUUAUAUUGCCAACAAAGGGAGAUCGGUACGAAGUCGAUACAGAUGCGUUUUUAUCCGUGCUAGCUCUUCAGCCUAUUCCAAACAUGGAAGUAGUUCCUACUAUUGUUGAGGUUUCAAGCGUGAAUACAUGUGACCUCUUGAAGUCAAUCUCCGGAUUGAAAGUUGAGCCAGUAGAAAAUGUCGCAUCAAAACUAUUUGUUCAAUGCUCUCGUCAAAAGGGUCUCAUAAAGAUUUACAGACACUUACUUAAUUACCGGAAAAACGUCUUUAAUCUUUUUAGAUUUCCUAAUUUAGCUGGAAUAAGAUAUAGACAACUACGACGUGGAUUCCAAGAGGCUGUUGUAUGUGGCCUCCAUCGUGGUGGGAAGAUAUACUUCCAUCCAAAUGACGAUGAAAUCUUGCAGGAAACUGACAAAAUAUUAUUCAUUGCACCUGUUCAUAGGAGUAAGAAACUGAAUAUUGCUUUUACAAGUUUUAUCCAAGAAGCUAGUAAUGCUGUUCAGAGUUUGGACACUAUAGAAAGACACAGUGACGAUACAAAUGGUGCGUUGGCAGCUACAAAAGUACGACUUGAAAAUAUAGUUAAGCGUCCUACCAAAUCAGGUUCCAAGGCUUCCGAUUGGACUGUAGGACCAACUGAAUAUAUACUUUUGCUCGGUUGGCGCCCAGAUGUUGUACAGAUGAUUGAAGAAUAUGAUAAUUAUCUUGGACCCGACAGUGUAGUGGAAAUAUUAUCAGAUGUACCAGUAGAAGACAGGAACCGGGCUAAUAAAGUUUCUGGUCAAGGGAAAUUAAAAAAUGUCCAUGUUUCUCAUAGGAUUGGAAAUCCCAUGAACUAUGACACUCUACAGGAUACCAUAAUGCAUAUUCAGAAUUUUGUAAAGACUGACAAAGAUCUUCCCUUGUCCAUUGUUGUAAUAUCCGAUAGAGAAUGGCUUCUUGGAGAUCCAUCCAAGGCAGACAAGCAUGCUGCAUAUUCUCUUCUCCUUGCUGAAAAUAUAUGCAGCAAACUUGGAGUGAAGGUUCAAAAUCUGGUUGCGGAAAUUGUCAACUCAAAAUUGGGCAAACAAAUUUCAAGAAUAAAGCCAUCUUUGACAUACAUUGCGGCAGAAGAAGUAAUGAGUCUUGUAACCGCUCAAGUUGCUGAGAGCAGUGAACUAAAUGAGGUCUGGAAAGACAUUCUAGAUGCAGAUGGAGAUGAAAUAUAUGUCAAGGAUAUAAGCCUCUAUAUGAAAGAAGGAGAGAUGCCAUCAUUCUCCGAGCUUAGCGAAAGAGCAUUUUUACGGCGAGAAGUCGCCAUUGGUUAUGUGAAAGACAACAAGAAGGUUAUUAAUCCGAUUCCCAAGUCAGAACCCCUCUCCCUCCAAAUGACGGAUUCGCUAAUAGUGAUAUCUGAGUUAGAAGGAGAACAACCUAUUGUUCUGUAAAAAUGCUAACACCUAAUUUUACUUAGUUCCAUGUUUUGUGAUCAUGUGAACUGACGCUGAAAAAAAAGUGUUUGCAACACUAGUUGUUUUCCUUCUUUUAUUUAUUCACUCUAGCUCUUUUACUUAACCACGUGAAUAAUCAGUUUUGGAAGCAAAGAAACUGACUAGGGGGCACAUUUUGUGCCUCCUAGUCACAUUUUAUGAUGCCUAGUAUGAAUAAUGCUAAGAGGCACAUUUUGUGUUAAGCAUUACACUGAUAUAGGUGUGAGUUUCGUGUUAUAAUUUAA
Humulus lupulus (European hop) is the source of this 2909-nucleotide messenger RNA. RefSeq names its product putative ion channel POLLUX-like 2. Gene Ontology annotation, biological process: potassium ion transport. The coding region runs from base 61 to 2622 and encodes 853 amino acids. The transcript is spliced from 24 exons. The record is from RefSeq and is a predicted model, not a curated record. Lineage: Eukaryota; Viridiplantae; Streptophyta; Magnoliopsida; Rosales; Cannabaceae.